This is a messenger RNA of Cuscuta campestris, 2060 nucleotides long. The record is from the annotation of a GenBank genome assembly. Lineage: Eukaryota; Viridiplantae; Streptophyta; Magnoliopsida; Solanales; Convolvulaceae.
AGUGCUCCAUUUUCCAUCUGCCCCUAAAUUACUUGCCGAACUCCCUAUUACAGUUUUACAGAAUGAAUUCACCAUCCAGAGCGUGAAUUAAUGGAAUCUGGCAGGAAAAUUGAAUGAAUGGCGCUCAAAUGGCCUCAAUGAAGCCUCUUGCACUGCCAAUUCUCUUCUUCAGUUUCUUCUUCCCCAUCCUAUCGGUUUCUUCGAUUCAAAUACUGUCAAAAUCGAAGCUCCAGAAAUGCGAGAAAGGCUCUGGUUCAGACCAACAACUCAAUUGCACCAACAAGAUCCUCAUAAACCUAGCCGUUCCCAGCGAUUCUAGUGGGAAUGAGGCUUCAAUGGUGGCGGAGAUUGUGGAAGUGGAAGAGAAUGCAACUAACAUGCGCACCCUUAGGGUUCCUCCUGCUGUUACCAUCCAAAAAUCCGCUGCCUAUGCUUUAUAUGAAUUGACAUACAUAAGAGAUGUCGCUUACAAACCACAAGAGUUGUAUGUGAAGACAAGAAAGUGUAAGAGUAAUGCUGGUGCAGAUGUUGUCCGAAUAUGUGAAAGGUUGAAAGAUGAGAAUGGGAACAUUAUCGACCACACUCAGCCUAUCUGUUGUCCAUGUGGUGGACAACGCAGGAUUCCUUCAUCUUGUGGGAACUUUUUUGACAAGAUGAUGAAAGGGAAGGCAAACACUGCUCAUUGUCUUCGGUUUCCAGGUGAUUGGUUCCAUGUGUUUGGCAUUGGACACCGCUCAGUUGGAUUUAGUAUUAGAAUUGAAGUCAAAACGAAAUCUCAAGUAUCAGAAGUGACUGUUGGCCCUGGAAAUAGGACUGCUGUAUCCAAUGAUAAAUUUUUAAGAGUGAAUCUUGUUGGAGACUAUGUUGGAUAUACAGAUAUUCCAUCUUUUGAGGACUACUACCUUGUUAUCCCUAGACAUGGUGGUCCAGGUCAACCUGAAAAUCUUGGGAGCAAUUACUCCUUGUGGAUGCUUCUGGAGAGAGUUAGGUUUACUCUAGAUGGUCUUGAAUGUAACAAAAUUGGUGUUGGUUUUGAGGCCUUCAAUUCACAGCCUGGUUUUUGCUCGGCUCCAUAUUGGAGUUGCUUGCAUAACCAACUUUGGAACUUUUGGGAUGCAGAUCAAAAUCGAAUCGGCAGAAACCAGGUGCCACUGUACUGUGUUCAAGGAAGGUUUGAGAGAAUCAACCAACAUCCAAAUGCAGGAAGUCAUGCAUUUUCCAUAGGAAUAACUGAAGUUCUCAAUACCAAUCUCUUGAUUGAACUGAGUGCUGAUGAUAUAGAAUAUGUCUAUCAAAGGAGCCCAGGGAAAAUUAUGGACAUUGCUGCUCCUACAUUUGAAGCUCUUACUCAAUCGGGGACAGCAACAAUUACUACUAAAAAUAUUGGCGAAGUAGAAGCAUCCUACAGCCUCACGUUUGAUUGCUCUGGUGGUGUCAGCCAAAUGGAGGAGCAGUUUUACAUAAUGAAGCCUAAUGAACUUGUCACCAGAGCAUUCAAGUUGAACCCGUCAAGUGAUCAAGCAGCAAAUUAUUUAUGUUCUGCAAUAUUGAAAGACUCUGAUUUUAAUGAAGUUGAUCGAGCAGAGUGUCAGUUCUCAACAACUGCUACGGCAUUUGAUAAUGGAACACAGGUACCAUUCCAACCCCCCAAGACAGGUGUACAUGGUUUUUUUGAAACACUUCAACAACUGUGGAACAAGUUGCUGGCAGAACAAAAUGUGUUGGAUUUUUCGAUGUGAGCUGUCACAUACAAUACAUUUGUUUGAAUUGGAUAGUUUUGGUUGCUCUACUCCUUGCCAUUUUCCCAACUUUGAUGGUGCUAGUAUGGCUUCUACAUCAGAAAGGAGUGUUUGAUCCUUUAUAUGACUGGAGAAAAAACAACGGAUGGGCACCGUAAAAGGAACAUUUCCGGAAGCACCCAUCAUCAUCAUAAGCACCGCCACCGCCAUAAGUUGAUGGAAUAAUGGUGAGCCAUGUAGAUCAUAGCUCUGGUCCCUCUUCUUUAACCCUUUAUAUUUGUACUAGUAGUAGCACUGUAAAUUUGGCAGUUUACAGAUUAU